Molecule: messenger RNA, 1179 nt
Organism: Osmerus eperlanus (European smelt)
Lineage: Eukaryota; Metazoa; Chordata; Actinopteri; Osmeriformes; Osmeridae
Gene: cysltr2a
Product: cysteinyl leukotriene receptor 2a
Exons: 2
Coding region: 85-1140 (351 amino acids)
Biological process (GO): G protein-coupled receptor signaling pathway
Cellular component (GO): plasma membrane
Molecular function (GO): G protein-coupled receptor activity
Source: RefSeq, a predicted model, not a curated record
CACACAACCAAGUCUGCCAUCAGUAGACAAGUUCAUCAAGCUUAGAACCUUAACUGAUAAAACAAGACACAGGACUACACCACAAUGACAGGUGACACAAAAUACUUUCCAAAUAUGACAGAGUCUGACAGAGUGCAGAAUCAAACCUGUGACUGUUCGAUCGAUGAAUUCAAACGUGCGGUGUUCCCGGUUGCCUACUUGCUCAUUUUCCUCAUGGGCCUGACAGCUAACUGUGCUUCCCUUUGGGUCUUUCUGAGAAUGUGCAGAAAAGGCAGAAGGUUAACCACAGUAAAUCUGUACAUGGUGAACCUCUUGGUGUCUGAUCUCAUGCUGGUGUGUACCCUGCCACUCAGAGCAGCAUACUACCUGCUGGACUCUUAUUGGCCCUUUGGGGACAUUGCCUGUCGUCUGGCCUCCUAUGUGUUCUACAUCAACAUGUACGGUUCGGUCUACUUUCUGCUGGCCUUGAGUGUCAUUCGUUACAUGGCUGUGUCUCACCCCUUUAAGUUCCUGAGGCUGGAUAAUGGACCCUGGGGGUGGGUGGGGUGUGUCCUCAUCUGGGUCUUUGUGUCGCUGGUCUCGGCCCCCUUACUGAGCUCAGGGAUCCAGAAGGGUGAGGGAGGGAAGAUCCACUGCCUGGAACUCGGCAAAAUGGGGCUCGACACGAUGAUCAUCCUAAACAGUGCUGCCUUUGUGGUGGGCUUUGCCCUGCCGUUUGUUGUCAUUUCUGUCUGCUACAUGUGUGUGUUACGUAGCCUGUGCCAGCCUAGGGCUGGCAGGGAUGGCAACAGACCCUCCAGACGAAAGUCUUUCGCCCUUGUUGGUCUUGGACUCUUGAUUUUUGUGGUCUGUUUCUUGCCAUACCAUGUGGUGAGAACUAUCUUCCUGGAGGCUGAACAAAAUGCACAGAAAAACGGGUGUCGGGACCCAUGCAGUGGGAUCAAUGGUAUUCGUAAGGCUGCCGUGGUUACGCUGUGUCUAGCUGCUGGGAACAGCUGCCUCGACCCUUUCCUUUUCUUUUUUGUGGGAGAAAACUUCAGAGAUAUCUGCAUGAGAAAAGCUCGGAGAUCGGGAAUUGUAGAAAGACAAGCUGAGGCUCAAGAAUUGCAAGUUGUGGAAUUAACUGAAAUGAUGGUCUGACAAUAGCUUGAAAAAGUUUAUUUUUUAUUAUUAUUUUUU